AUGGCGACAAUUACUACUGAACAAAAGUUGAAUACAAAAACUGUUAAAGUCAAAUACAACACACUGAAGGAAGUAUUAGAUGGCAUCUCAAAUUCAAAGGUCGCCUUAAAAUAUAAUAUACCAAAGAACACCUUAUCUACCUGGCUGAGAAAUAAGGAAAAGAUUUUUAAUGCUGUGGAGAAAGGAAACAACCCAAAACGUCAGCGUACGAGGAAAGGGUCAUUUGCAAAUUUGGAUCAAGCCAUUUUCAAAUGGUUUUUUAUUGUUCGCAGCAGAAAUGUCACUGUGUCUGCUUUAAUUCUCAAAACUAAAGCCAUGGAAUUUGCUGAAAGAAUGAACGUUACAAAAUUUCAUGCUUCAGGUGGUUUAUUAGACCGUUGGAAGAAACAAUACAACAUAUCAUUUAAAAUGGUUUCUGGUGAAGCUAAUGCGUGUACAAGUAAAAUGGUAACACCAUGGGAGAAAACCGCAUUACAAACCAUUUUAUCAAAAUAUAAGUUGAACCAAAAUUAUAAUGCUGACAAAAUUGGCUUGUUUUAUCGGCUCCAACCAAAUAAAUCUUUACAUUUUAAAAAUAAAAAAUGUGUCGGUGGGAAACACGUCUUACAGGAUUGGCAUCCACUAAUGCAUUAG
Molecule: messenger RNA, 633 nt
Organism: Hydra vulgaris (swiftwater hydra)
Lineage: Eukaryota; Metazoa; Cnidaria; Hydrozoa; Anthoathecata; Hydridae
Product: tigger transposable element-derived protein 4-like
Cellular component (GO): nucleus
Molecular function (GO): DNA binding
Source: RefSeq, a predicted model, not a curated record